AUGGCUGGACAAAGUGUUAUCGUCAUCAGUCUCUUUGUUCUCCUUCUUCUUGCUUCUUCCUCUGCUGCUACUGAGGUUUUGGCUGAUGCGUCAAUAUACAACGUCUUAGACUUUGGAGCCAAAGGAGAUGGCAACACCAAUGACACUCUCGCGUUUGUAAAUGCAUGGAAUGCUGCAUGUCACAAAAGCACGACACCCUCCACCUUGCUCAUUCCGACAGGAAAGACAUUUUUGUUGUCUUACAUCGAGUUCGAAGGACCUUGCAACAACUUCAUUUAUGUAACGCAAUGUCCAGAAGAUGGGCCCAAUAGUCUACAUAUGUUGAGUUGCACUGAUGCACAGAUUUGGGGGUUGAGGUCGAUCAACAGUGUGAUGAUGCACAUAUCGGUGGGGAGGAGCAAGCGAGUCGAUAUCAGAGACAUCACCAUCGUCGCCCCCGACGAGAGCCCCAACACUGACGGCAUCCACGUCCAGCAAAGCCAAUUUGUGAGCAUCAUAAACUCCGUAAUUGGGACGGGAGAUGACUGUGUGUCACUGAGCGAAGGUGCUGAGGACAUUACUGGAGGUUCUGGCUUUGCGAGGAACAUAUCGUUUGAGGAUAUCACCAUGAAUGACGUGCGCUAUCCCAUUAUAAUAGAUCAGUACUAUUGUCCUCACAGGAAAUGCGAUGCCCAUGCAUCAGCAGUAAAAGUGAGGGAUGUGAAAUAUAUUGGAGUGAGAGGAAGCUCAUCGAGAGAAGUAGCAAUCGCUCUGAAUUGCAGCCAAAGUGUGCCUUGCAGUGGCAUCUUCAUGGACAGUGUGAAUCUGUGGAAUUCAAAUGAAGGAGAAGAGGUGCGGUCUAACUGCAUCAGUGCCAAUGGAUAUGCGAGGAAUCAAGUCACGCCUGCUGUUUCUUGCCUGACCCAGAGAAACCUUGCUAGCUAG
Messenger RNA from Zingiber officinale, 924 nucleotides. RefSeq names its product polygalacturonase ADPG1-like. Bases 1 to 924 code for a protein of 307 amino acids. Gene Ontology annotation, molecular function: polygalacturonase activity. Gene Ontology annotation, biological process: carbohydrate metabolic process. The record is from RefSeq and is a predicted model, not a curated record. NCBI's taxonomy places the organism in Eukaryota, Viridiplantae, Streptophyta, Magnoliopsida, Zingiberales, Zingiberaceae. The transcript is spliced from 7 exons.